GCAUUUCAAGCCCAUCACAAGUCAGAUUGCGCUACGGAAGAUUGACUGGUCCUCUCAAUCAUGACCUGUCAACUUUUCACUGUCUGUAGGCGCCUGGUUUGACUUUCAUAUUGAUACGGCAUAUCACCUUUAUAAAUUAUUCACGCUUCACCUAUCUGUUGCGAGGGCUCAUCAUUGGGAAACAAUUCUGCUGCAAAGACAACAUAUAUUCUCUCAACUCGUCGAGGAUAGCCUAAUUCCCGUCUCCAAACUACCAUCGCAUUAUACUGCAGAUCGAAUCAUUCGAUCUAGUAAUGCAGAUACUCUAAAAUGGAGAUAGGUGGUACCACGCUCAGCAAGGGUCGUUGUUGACAUGAAAUAUUUUCAAUUGCAUGCACGAGACUGAAUUCCACGCGCCGGUCUAUCCCCGGACUUUGCGAUCGAAUGAGUUGAGGACGGGUUUAGCACCCAUCUUUUUCACCCUUGUAUAUUUCCUUUUGGAGAAGGUGUUGCUUCGACACUUAGGGGGGAAUAAUCAACACGUUCUUCAACAUCACCGACCACCUAGUCUGAUUCAACAACAUAAGCCGCCAGAAUCUCCACACCAAAAGUCAACAAAUAUUCCAGCUGGUGCAUACUCGGCACCAACAGGGCUAAACGGAGUACCUUUACCGCAUCAUCCUUCCUACCACGGUACAACGCAGGACCAAGGUUACUACGCUUCACAUUCGAAUCCUUAUCCGGCUACGACUACUCCAACUCAAUAUCCCUCUAGUGGGCCUCCAGAUCUAAUGGCUGCAGCCGCCCACAUGCAGAGGCCAUAUCCUCCUAUCUAUCAUACGCCCCAAUCAAAUUCUCCAGCUUCGGUACCAUCACCUCAAACUCAUGAUCAGCAUGGACGAAGUCUUUAUGCGCAAUCUCCCCAAAUGGCACCUCAGAUGUACGGCUAUCAACCAUACUCUCCGAUGAAUUCAGUUCAUCCCGCUUAUGCACAGCACCAUCCCCCGCCUCAACAACCCUUAACGACACAGCCGUUAAUGAUGCCUCCGCAGAGUGCUCCUAUUCCACAUUCAACAGCACAACCGCACCAGUCCCCCAUGAAUAGCGCGGCAAUUAGCAAUAGUCCUCGAACCAAUGUAGAGACUAUUCCGCAGCGUACGCCUAUCCAAACUCAGCGACCACAAAUGCCUAACCCGAGUCUUACUUCCCCGAACACACCGGUUCCGCCUCUGUCGGCGAGUAGUGCACAAGCUAACCAGACACCUAACCCAAACUCUACUAAUGCUGCACCUGGGCCAAUCCCAGCAACAACUCCAUUGGUCGUACGGCAGGAUAGUAAUGGUGUACAGUGGAUUGCAUUCGAAUACUCUCGAGACCGCGUGAAAAUGGAAUAUACAAUUCGUUGUGAUGUCGAGUCCGUUAAUGUGGAGAGUUUGUCGCAAGAAUUCAAAACCGAGAAUUGUGUUUACCCCCGGGCUUGCUGCAGCAAAGAUCAAUACCGAGGAAAUCGACUAGUCUAUGAAACCGAAUGCAAUGCGGUCGGCUGGGCACUAGCAGAACUUAACCCUCCACUACGAGGAAAAAGAGGCUUGAUACAACGAGCAGUAGAUAGUUGGCGAAAUAGUAACCAGGACCCUCGAUUACGCAGCCGGAGGGUUCGACGAAUGGCGAAGAUAAACCGGCGUCAGGGAGCUCAGCCAAACCCUAUUCCGUCCCCUUCAACCCCCUUACCACACCUUCUUUCCGGCAACAGUACAACUCUGGCACCAAGCGCUCGUCCAAGUGGCCCGAUGCCUCUGGCUUCGCCUUUACACCAUGCUCACACUGACAAUCCUGCUGGAAAUGAUCAAGUUAGCGGCGGCACUGAUUUUACGAACGGUGUUCAUCGCCCUUCAAUUGCUCUACCCAGCGCGACUCCUUCGACCCGCAACAUCCAUGAGACCCCAGAUUUGCGUUCCGGACAUGUUUUUCAUGGACUUCCGACAUACCCUGCAGCUGCUCACAGUGCUGGCGCCCCCAGUGCUCCAGCGAUGGCUCCGCCUCUACAAGCUGGUGGAGGUUUCGACACUCUCGGUCGACCUUCUGUUGCUACUGCUUCUAGAAGAGGAGAUACUACAGAGCAUGAAGAUGACGAAAUGCACGAUCCAGACAAUGAGGACGUUUUCGGCAGUCUUCCAGAGGGUAAGCGUCGCAAGUUUAUUCUUGUCGAUGACCCUCAGCGCAACUGUCGUGUUCGGGUCAAAGUCAUGUUAGAUCAAGUCGAUGUCAAUGAAAUUCCCGAUUCCUACCGUUUAUCGAGUGCGGUUUAUCCUCGGGCUUAUUUCCCCGUACAAAUGAAAAGCCCACCAGGCCGUGUUGUUCCUGGCAAGCGCUAUGCAGACGAUGAGAGCGACGAAGAUACCGCCGGAUCUGUAACAAUGGGGCGGACACUGGUUCCAACCCCUACAAUCGAUGGUGAAUCAGACGAUGCGGUGCCACGACUUACCCGAACCCGGCAUCAUAAAGAUAAAGUUUUGAAUGAUCUUGGGUAUCGCAUGAGCUGGAGUCAAAGCAGGGUAUUUGCGGGUCGACAAAGGUUCCUGCAACGAUCCCUGGACGCAUACCGUAAUAAGAUGCGCACGACAAUGCUUAGCGCAGGACAAGAAUCAGAAUCAAUUGCGUCGCACUUUGAGACUCGACCAGGGAAACGUAAGUGGCGGGGACGUAGUCGAAAGAAUGAUACUAGUUCUAGGUCCGCAGACGUUAUCCCUUCUACUUCUCGACAUGAGGCAGAUGAAGUCGAGGGCUAGCGAUUGUUAAUUUACCUGCAAGAUACGACAAUGGGUACGAUGCAGGGUAGGGUUUACAUCUGUUUUGAAAGCUUUCUUCCCUCUGCCCUGAGUGAUUUCAUUUCUUCUUUACACCCUUUCAAAUCCUUUCAAUAUCUGUAUACGUUUUCUAUCUGUCCUUACCGAACCAUGACCAUUUUAGGACAUGGUGUUUUUUGUACUCUGUAAAAUAUCCAGUCCCUAUCGACACCGAUAUACCCAUUGCU
This is a messenger RNA of Talaromyces proteolyticus, 3013 nucleotides long. RefSeq lists its product as uncharacterized. The coding region runs from base 372 to 2768 and encodes 798 amino acids. The transcript is spliced from 5 exons. NCBI's taxonomy places the organism in Eukaryota, Fungi, Ascomycota, Eurotiomycetes, Eurotiales, Trichocomaceae. The record is from RefSeq and is a predicted model, not a curated record.